CUCUCCAUCCUCAUCUCCUUCAUCCCAGUGCAGCUACACUGGCAUAAAGCCCAGGACAGGAGGCCUCUGGGGUCCCGGUUGCCUGGGAUGCCCCGCUGUGAUGUCCGCCUGAACCGCACUUAUGCCAUCACCUCCUCUCUUAUCAGCUUCUACAUCCCCGUGGCCAUCAUGAUCAUCACCUAUACCCGCAUCUACCGAAUCGCCCAGGCCCAGAUUCGCCGCAUCUCCAGCCUCGAGCGCGCAGUGGGGCAGUGCCCAGCCCUUGGCAAGGACCCUGCAUCCUCUUUGAGGAGCUGCCUGCGCAAGGAGACCAAGGUACUGCAGACCCUCUCCAUCAUCAUGGGUGUCUUCGUUUGCUGCUGGUUGCCCUUCUUCCUGCUCAACUGCCUGCUGCCUUUCUGCCAGCCUGCACCAGAGAGUGGCCACAAAGGGCCUUCUCCCUGCAUUGGCCAGACUGUCUUCAACAUCUUCACGUGGUUCGGCUGGGCCAACUCCUCCGUGAACCCUGUGAUCUACGCCUUCAACGCGGACUUCAGACGGGCAUUCAGCAGCCUCCUGGGCUGCCGGUGCUUCUGCUGCGGCACAGCCAGGUCCACCGUGGAGAGGGUCAACUUCAGCAAUGAGCUGGUGUCCUACCACCAUGACACCACAUGUCAGAGGGGGGCAGCUGCCUCAUCCUCAGUGCCACCCGCUGCCGUGGCUGCCUGGGUGCAGCCCGUGCCCCUGGCCAUGAGCCUCCAGCAAGAAGGGAGCAGCGAGGAGCCGCUCACGGAGAAAAGGCCUGCUCCUGACAGCAGCCCCAAGUGUCUUCCCAUGCCUUCCACUCUGCCAUUUGAUUGUGAGGGAGAGAUAUCCCUGGAAACAACUACCCCCUUUACAGGGCUUGGUGGAGGUGAGAGACCCCAUCACGCCAUUGCGGAGGGAUAA
Molecule: messenger RNA, 927 nt
Organism: Tinamus guttatus (white-throated tinamou)
Lineage: Eukaryota; Metazoa; Chordata; Aves; Tinamiformes; Tinamidae
Product: D(1)-like dopamine receptor
Biological process (GO): positive regulation of MAPK cascade; adenylate cyclase-activating adrenergic receptor signaling pathway
Cellular component (GO): plasma membrane
Molecular function (GO): G protein-coupled receptor activity
Source: RefSeq, a predicted model, not a curated record